GGGGCUGCCGGGGUAACCGGGGAUACCGGGGGGUAACGAGCGGGGACGGAGGGCAGGGAAAGCCUUUGGGCUUAGGAAAAGCCUCCCAGCCGGGCGGGACAGCGGGGGAGCCCUGCCCGGGAGCGGGGGUCGCUCCGCGGGGGCGGUAGCGCAGGGCCCCCCUCAGGCCUGCGGCCGCGGCCCGUGGCUCUAACGCCGCCCGUGCCCCCUCAGGGCCGGCGGGUGUGUGCGGCGGGGGAGCCUCCAUGCUGAGCGUGACAUCCUGCAAGUGUUCCCGGUUCCGCGAAUGCCUGGCAGAGCCCUGGCCCCCAGUCCCCUAUGAGUUCAUCACUCCAGCGUUCUGCUUCGCCCCAGGCAUUUAGCCCCGAUCACAAGAGCAGCAUCAUUAGGAGGCAGAGACAGGAGCUGAAGCUUUUAAUUGCAGAACUGAAAGAUCGUGACAAGGAGCUCAAUGACAUGGUGGCAGUGCAUGAGAGACACAUUCAGGCCUGGGAGGAUGAUCGCCAAAAAAUACUGACCUUAGCAGAACGAUGCAGCGAGUUAACUAAUGAGCUGAACGAGAGAAAUGCAGUUAUAAAAUCACUGACCAAAAAGUUAAAGUUAUUAGAAUCCCAGCAUAAUGACAGUAAGAUAACACUUGAAAGCACACAACAGAAGUUUAAAGAGCUCACUCAAAAAGUAACAGAUUCAUCUGUUCACUGCCAGGCUCUGGAGGAGAAAAAUCAGAGUCUCCACUGCUCAGUUUUGGAACUGUCUGCUAAAACAGGCCAGCUGCAAGCAAGGGAACAGGAGCUUCUCUCUAUGCUUCAGAUGAAGGACAAGGCCUUAAUUGAAACAACUGAUCAGAUCACUGAGGUUACAUCUAAGUUUAAAACACUGGAGAAUGCUCUGCGUACAGCAAAGUCUGAUGAAUGCAGUCGCAGCAGGGAGCACCAGGACCUCAAGGUGACACUGAACGAUGUCAUGUGUCAAGUAAAUAAGAUGAAAGAUAUCCUCUCUGAGAAGAUGAAAGAAAGCAGCAAGAACCAGGAAGAAAUCAGUCACCUGAAGCAAGAAAAUGGCUGCUUGAGGAGUGAGCUGAUACUGGCAGUGGAAGAAGCCCAGAGGAAGGAUCAACUUUUUCAGUUUGCCAAGUCGAAGCAAGUGCGGAUUGAAAAAGAAUUGUCCAGUUUGCGGCAGGUCUGUGUAAAACAGCAGCGAGACUUGCACUUCCUUCAUGUCAACUUUGAUAGCUCCCUGGACUCCAGGCAAAAACAGGAAAAUGCAUCAAGUGGAAAGAGUGAAGAAAAUGUGGAUCUGAAUUCCCUCCACUUGGCUUCUCCUCUCUUGGCACCCACUGAGAAGAGCAACCUGGCUCAAAGUUCUGGGCAAUUCUCUGAUGAAGAUUCCCCUCUGGACAUCAAUGACCUGGCAGUGACUAAACCAACAAAGAGAUACUGCAUGAACACAGACACCAGUUCCCUGUUCUGGAAGCUGGAGCGCUCGCUGGCCCAGUCCCGGCAGAUGCUGACUGACCUGGAGCUCAGCCUUCUCCACACAAGCAUUCCCAACACCAGCAACAUGAGCAAGGUUCAGAUUGCUGUCCCAGGACGAGGUUGAGAGGAAGAAGUUGGUUCCAACACAGAGGUAAUUCUCAGGACUGAAGAUCAUUGACCCAGCAGCUACAAUGGAAAGUUACCUCAUUUUUUUUCCCGUGGUCCUCCUGAGUGUUUGAAAGACUCACAAGUGGCAAGAAGAUGUGACUCUGCAGGAAUGUAUUUUAUCUUGAAAUAAAACACAGAAUAAUGCCAAGAUUAACAAAGCUAUUUUUAUAGCUGAGAGCUCAGGUUAAACACUAGCUUGUUUUUAAGAGUCUGAAGUGUGUAAUUGUUACAACAUAGGAACUACUUUUCUUUUUUCUUUUUUUUUUUAUGGUGGCUCAGAAAUAUUUAUAGAGUAUGACACAGCCAAGCAUUCUCCUUUUUUUUUUAGGAUAUUGUUUUUGUUCUGGAUUUUUUGCCUUGUAGAGAGAGAUGAAUAAUGUUUAUAGGAAGUUCCCAAUUAGUGUUGUAAGCAGGAACUGCCUCUGAUGUUGCUGAAAUGGGAGAGCUGUCACCCACGAGAUGGGCAGAACAACUUUCCACACUCAGGAGCUGCUUCUUCCAGAAAUGUUUAUGGGAUCAGUGGCAGCCUUUCCUGCAGGUAUUAAUGGCCCCAGGAUUGGGUGGCCAGUUCUGAUGAGAGCUGCUGUUCUCCAGACCCUUUCCCUGCCUGCUCACCAGCCUUACCCACAGAGGGAAGCUCAGCUGCUCCAGCUCUUUCCAGGUUUCCUUUACAGUGCAUUUAUUCCUCUACCUGCACAGGGCCUUCUCAGGCUCCAUCCUCACAAUCUCCUGCUCUGGGUGUGACAAGAAUUCCCCCUAAAAAGCCAACGAUGAGAAUGCCAUGAUGCUCACCCUGAAGCUGUCCAGCAGCUGCAAAGAGAAAUUGGUGCAGGUUCCAAGCAGCAGCUGCCUUUGAAUGGUUUUGAGGUUAUUGGAUGAACUCACUGGGUUUAAACCCCUGGAGAGUUUAAAAUGAUGACUUUAAAAUCAAUAUAGAAAACUGAGCUCAAGUGAUGCAUCAGGGAUCUGCAGAGCCUUAGGAUUUUGUGUCGGGGCUGCCCUGGAUUUGUGGAAUGGGAAGAAGGGAAACAACUGGGUUAAUUUAUUCAGCACUAAGUGACUUAAAACCCAACUGCAUUAUUGACCACACUCCGAUGCUCGAAUGGAAACGCUUCAAACUCGGUGCCUUAACUCUGGAAGCAGCUCAAAUACUCCAGGGAGCCUUUGCUAUUGUAUCCUUGGUUUGAAUUAUUAUUUAAAGACAACAAAGCUCCUGUUCAGCCCCGGCCUUUCCGCAGGGUGGAUGCGAGCUCCGGUCAUUGACUUUGCUAACGGGAACGGGUGUUGGAGCCCCGGGGCUCGGAGCGAGCCGCGUGUGCGCGAGUGGCGGAGGGGUGAGGAGGGGCGCUGGCAUGGCACGGUGGCGCUGGCCGUGACCGCCGUGCCAGGUGCCUGGUCCUAAGGGACGUGUCCCCCCCGCUCCGUGUCCCCUCUCCGUGUCCCCUCCCCGUGACCCCCGUGUCCCCUCUCUAU
Messenger RNA from Passer montanus (Eurasian tree sparrow), 3116 nucleotides. RefSeq names its product coiled-coil domain containing 62 (gene CCDC62). The coding region runs from base 319 to 1599 and encodes 426 amino acids. NCBI's taxonomy places the organism in Eukaryota, Metazoa, Chordata, Aves, Passeriformes, Passeridae. The record is from RefSeq and is a predicted model, not a curated record. The transcript is spliced from 12 exons.